Molecule: messenger RNA, 9415 nt
Organism: Wyeomyia smithii (pitcher-plant mosquito)
Lineage: Eukaryota; Metazoa; Arthropoda; Insecta; Diptera; Culicidae
Exons: 3
Coding region: 6106-7020 (304 amino acids)
Molecular function (GO): nucleic acid binding; zinc ion binding
Source: RefSeq, a predicted model, not a curated record
UUACUAAUGUAUUGAAUAUGACUGAAGCACCAUUGGACAAAACUGCACUAGAAUUCGCUAUAUGGUCUUACGUAACACAUCUCCUAACAUCGUUCCAAGGACUCAUCAUUGCAUUUUUAUAUUGCUUCAUGAACGGUCCGCAAUGCAGUCUUUAAAAGUCUAAAUGCAUACAUUUCCGUUCGUGGGAAUGAUGAAUAUCCAAUGAGACGACCGUCGAUUUCUUCAAAUGUGUAUGAUGUAGUUCCCGGAGACGAAAAUGCGCACAAUUGAACCAAACAGCCACCGUACGAUUAUAGAAUGUUCCAAUCGGCAUAACACUCCAAAACGAAAGAUGACAAACGAAAACGGCCGAGAGCAAGGCGCGAUGACAGUUCUCCCAACCGCUGCUGAAUUCAAAGCACCUAAGAUGCAAGGUGAGAUGUGCCGGCCGAGGGGUCGUAACAUAUUCAAUUAGAUAUCUUUUUAGAUUCGUUGAUUUAUAGUAGGAUUUUUUUCUAUUUCAAAUAUGAUUUUCCUAAAGCUGAAAUGUCGAGAGGAAAUGUCCAUAAAACACGUAACGCUUGAAGAGAAGGGAGGGAGAACUAUCUGACAAAGUGUUGCCACCCAUGCGAAAAUUUUUGAGGAUCUAUUUAUUUCUGUUCUGCGUAAUCAAUGGACGAUCUCUAUUUGAGUUAUUAAAUAAAUAAGAAAUUUGAGAAAACUUAAAAUAAAUGGAAAACAAAUUGAAAAGUGAAUAAAACCCUAAAUCAAUCCACCUAGCAGUGAGACCAAGCCUUGCUCUUUAUUAUUUGUUUGAAUAGAUUUACAUGAAAAAUUUGUAGAAAAAAAAUACAGUUUGAUAAUUUCUGCUGGAUUUGAUUUUCACUCUAAAUAACGAAUUUCUGGUAGCCAAAAGGACAACAAUACCGAACGUUUUAAACAUAAUAUUUAGACACAUAUGAAAUAAAUAAAUAUAAAUAAAUAUAAAUAUAUAAUAUAAAUAAAUAAAUAUGUUUUAAAUAUGUGAUGCGAUUUUUUUUGUUCCUGGUAUAAUCGAAACGUCACUGUACUCAUAUAUAAGUCGGACUCGAUUAUAUAUCAUUUAAGAUUAAGAUAGUAGGAAAAUUUUCCCUGAGGAAGAACAGCCUAAAAAUACCAAAUAUCAUUCAAUAUGAGAAGUUGUGGAACAGUAUGAUGUGCGCAAAAGUGCGACUUUUGCGGAAAAGGAUAUCCAAAUUUUACCUGUUCCGAGUUUAAGUCAUUCUCCGUGCAGCAACGAUUGAAAAAGGUACGCGAGAAAAACAUUUGCUUCAAUUGUUUGAGAAGAGGUCAUCACAGCAGUAAUUGCCAAUCUGCAAAAUUCUGCACAAAGUGCAAACGCCGUCACCAUUGUCUGCUCCAUUUAGAGUAGCAGCGAUCAGCAAACGAACAGGAAACAUCACCUAAACCAGAAGUCCCUGCUCAGCAGGAAAAAGAGCAGCAGCCUCCACAAACAACUACCGCCACCUGCAUCCAUAAAAACUACUACCGCUCGGCAUCCAUAAAAACUAGACCGCUGCAGCAGGUACUAUUGCUGACAGCUGUAGUGGAUGUCAUCGAUAAAAAUAACAACCCCCGCCCCUGCAGAUUUUUACUUGACUCAGCUUUCCAAGCAAACUUAGUGUUCCGAACAAUGAUGGAAAAAUUAGGCUUGAAGCAGAAUCCAUCCAAUAUAGUAGUGGAAGGCAUUAACAACAUAAAGAGCCGUUCGUUGGGUAGUUGCGUCUAAAAAAUCCGUUCCAGGUACUCUAAUUUUGAAGCCAACGUCAGUUGCUUUAUCACGGAUCAGGUUACGGCAGACUUGCCAUCUUCAAGCGUGGACAUAAGUGCAAUGAAUUUGCCGUCCGGAGUACGUCUUACAGAUCCACAAUUUUAUCAGAGUGGAAAAAUUGAUUUGUUGCUAGGAAACCAAUGGUUCCUCAAGUUACUGCUACCAGGUCAGAUUAUAUCGGAAUAUAUAUAGUUUGCUUGUCUUUCAGUCACGCGCACGACAAACGAAAGUUACUCAAAUUACCUUUUUCCCAAGCAAACUCUGAACCUGAGGUUUGUUUUUUUGUAAAGUUUGUUUUUUUUUAGUGUAGCAACGCAAACACUCCUGUUCUGACUACAAGUUACCCUUGCUUUUAGUCCUCCACUCACUCCCUCUCGCCUGGUAUGAAACCAAUCGUAAGGAAAUCAAAGCUAACUGCGUCCUAACUAAUAUUCGGCACACGUGUUAAAUUAGCACAUGGCUAUAGGUUCUGAUACAGGUGCAUCGACAAAAACCGCCAAAAACGUAAUAAUGUGCGGAAGGCAAUUUUGAGAUGUAAGAAAGACAUAGUAUCAAAGAUAUCAAGCAUGUAAAUGAAAUCUAAAGUUAGCCAAACCACUUUCAGUUGAUUAUGAACGUUACUUUAUAGUUACAUGUCCUAUAAGUUCUGUAAUGUCAUGGCAUUGCCAUCAAAAUUAGGUUGUCAAGUGAUGGAAUAAGGCAGUACGUGAUGUAAUUCAUUGAAGAUAGACUAUGAAAAAGUCAAGAACAUGAUGGGGAUUAUAAGCCUUUUGCUCGAGAAAAUGAGCAGAUUGGAUUUUUUAAGUGUGUAGCAAUUUUUAUAUGCAUUGAAAUUGUAAUUUUUCAAAAGUACAGUUAUCCGAUAACAAAAAGUUGUUUGUUUAUUUGUUUGUUUGUUUUAAGACGUUAAUAACGAACAUUUAUAAAAAAUUGAAGAAAAGCGGCUGUAACUCGGCAAAGCCAUUUUAUGCAAAACAUCAUAUCGAGUUUCAAGUUUAGCUUAUGGCGCGUGACAAGCCGCACUUAAAAUCUUUCCAAUCCAAUUCUCUCAAAUCAAAUCAAAAUCUUUCCAAUUUUUCUCAAAGCUCUAAUAAAAUUUACAAAAAUGUUCUCAAGAAGAUUUACUUAAAGAUAGAGCAAUAUAUUUUUUUUUCCAUAUUUUCAAAAAUAGGAAAGAUAUUUAACCUACACAAGACAUGCUGCACAUAUUGUACCCCAAAUUGUUUUUUUAAGUAUAUUAUGACGUUCAAAAUGUACAGGGAAAGGGAUAAUUAUUUUGCUGAUAGGUGAAAAUUUUAGCUGUUUCAAAAAAAUUUUGAGUAUAAAAUAAACCCAUUCCCGACGGGUGACAUUCAAACUUUUAUUCAAGUUCAACAAUGUUACCGACGAUGUCGAAACAAUUAUAUGAACUAUGUAUAUAUGCAUGUUAUACGUUUGUUAGUUUUGUAAAAUAUUGCUGUUGUUUAAAUGUUUAUUUAUGUUCGUGUAGAUUAAAAUUAAAAGGCUCAAAAAUAUUAUUGUUUAGGAAUAAGAUAGAAAAUAAGGAAUUAACCCUAAAAAUUUCAACCUUUCAAAUAGUCACCCAGCCCUAAAAAUACUUGUCGAAGACUAUGCAUGAAGUCACAAAAAAAACAAUAUUGUACAGAUUAUAAAAAAGACGGCAAAGAACCGCAUUAAAAUACCCAACCCUGGAAAAAAGAUAGCACUACUAACAACUCGGAGCAAUUUCAGUGCAAUGGACAGGCGAAUAUUCGCCCGAGCACUACUGUAUCCUGUUGAUGAUGAAGAGGGAGAGAGAAAGAGAGGUUGAGAGUAGGGCGAAGAAAGCUGAAGGAGGAGUUGGAAGUUGACCACGGCAGAGUGAGGAUCGUUGUUGCCUGCUCUGCUUGAAUGUCGAAACCGAAAUUAUAAGAAGUUGAAGAGUACACGAAACCGAUAAAAAAAACGCGACGUGAGUGUCACUAGAGACCGGUAGAACCGCUGAAUUUAAAAGGGAUCCGCAGGACCGCUGGUUUGCAAAAGGCGGUUCCCAACCCGAGGACGAUUAGCUCCACGUGCCGCGGGCUUCGAUUUGUGGGGCGUGAAAACCUUCAUCGCCACGUGGAACGGCAGCAGAAGGCGAUUGAAGCCGAGAGGAUUUCGGCCGGCAGUUGGACGUCGAAGGAAAAGGCGUACGAAAUUAGAAGAGUCAUCCUGUUCCUGGCGGAAGUGCUGGUGACCGGCGAGUCUAGCUAUCGUCGCGUCACUCGUUUUCGACGGUGGGAAACGGACGUUCUGGAGGAGAAGGCCCGAAGAGGUCCGGUUGAGCCUGGCCCCCGCUCUUCGAGGCACGAGCCGAUGGGUUUCCCCCUCAUCUACGAGCACGGUGGAUAGGGUGAAAGUUACGUUGUGCAACGAGGCGACGGCCAUUGUACAAUAGCGCUAUUCAUCACGGUAAAUCUGCUGCAGGUAUGUCAUCCCGGGUCACUCACCCUCUCCCUCGCAUGCACGUUCCAGUCUUCAGUUUCUGACGGCCGCAACGUACCACUAUUUCCAUGGAAAAUUUGUAUAAAUAUAAGUAAUUAAAAUGAUUUGUUUCGUAUAAUUUAUCGGUCACUGAGCCUUGUAUGUCUUGCAUGUGUACUUAGUUCCUCUUCCUUUUGAAUCAGGUGAGUUAUUGGUCGUAAGUCUUCCUCAAAAAGCGGUGGAAAGCCGACCCUAGGGUCCAUGUAACCCCUGAGCUAGUCGUUUGUUACAUUUGGCGAUCCACGUAAAGAAAAAUACUGUCAGUGAAUCUGACAAAAUUUUUCCCACCUGCUUGGGGAGACUCACGAUCUGUACCUUUCGUAUCGUGAAAGUUGUAUUGAGCAUGCCCAAUUUAUAUGUUUUAGGUACACUAGUAAACCAGCUCGUUUGAAAACGUAAAAAAGAAGCACUAAAGGCUAGUUGUACACUUUCGUGAGAACGCACAAGUGAAAUCAUUUUGAAUUGUCUGAUUGUAUCAUUAGUAUUUAAGGAGUGCUAUUCGUAUUCAGAUAUUGCGAGAAACAUAUUGGUCCUAUUAUUUCGCCCUGAACGAGUCACCAUGGCUCAAGCUUAGCCCCCAAAUAAGCUAGAAGUGCGGGAAUGUGAUAUAGAAGACUAUUUUAGUGAGAUUAGAGUAGAUCAUCUCAAUGAAGAUGAACUUGAUUACGAACUUGAAGUUUGAGGGGUAAUACCCGUUCCGAAUGAUACCGUGAGUAGGAAACGUCGCUCGCUUAGAAAGAGAAUUAGGCAUGAAGAAAAACAUGAGAAUGUUCCAAGUUCGAAAACUUUUAAACGCGCGCCCACCGCAGAAAUUGAAAAAUGUGAAUUAAAACUAAAACAGACUGAAGAGAUAUUAGCGAAUUCGUCGAAGGUUGUUCCUCCAAGAUGCAAGUCAUCGUUAUUACAUUUAGGAAGUAGAGUGAAGUUGCUUAAAAAUUUUGUAGGAGAAGAGGAUAUGCGGAAACUGGAUCAAAUGUUGUACAAAAAUUUGUUUCUCUUGAAUACGUAUUUUUACGGAAAACCGUCAAUCCAAGGUCAGAUAGUUGAUGAUGUAGGAUUGAACGAUUUAUUCGAUAAUCCUAAUUGGGGGAGUGAAACAAAGACGAGCGAACAGCAGGCAAAACAAGAAGAAGUGUUGUCCAAAGACGACAAAGAUAUUUUAGACUCUUUAGGUCGGUUAGGAUUGAUUGACGCAGAAAAACCAGACGUUUCGUCCGUAAAAGAAGCAUUAUCGGAAUUAGAACAUGAGGUGUACUUCUUGAGAAGAUUUAAACACUACUAUACUCAAGCCCAGAAUAAAGCAGUCUCAGUCCCGAACACAAUAUACUACCCGCAAACUACGUACACUGGUACCAAACCAAAAUAUUCAGUGUCGUAUCCUUCCGCGAAUAUACCGUUUCCAAACUAUUAUUCACUUCCAUCGACAGUUAGUAUGACGACCACUUUGACCACAUCAAACGUGGGUCCGCGAGUAUCAGCAUGUUCGAUUUCGGAUAACGUCUUUUAUGUUGAUACCGUAAGACAAACAGUUCCAGGAUAUAAUCCAGCUUCAUACCCGUUCCAUAAUACGCAACCCGUACCCCAACCGUUUCCUGGGGAAUGGAAUAGCCCUCAAGUCCCAGAAAUCAACCCAGUUCCAACCUCGAGAGCAAUACCCCAUUCUUGGUUUCAAUCAUACUGCCCCACUCCGGAUUGCAUACCCGUGUCGCUCCCAAUUUCCCAAUUUUAAUCGCCAAUCAUUGCCAGUAGCGAGAUGGAAGCUAGAUAAAUAUGCCGGUAACGAUCAAGGGUUAAAAUUAAACGAGUUCUUGAUGCUCGUAUCUCAACUAGCAUUAUCAGAACACACCUCCAAAGAAGAACUAUUCGAUUCUGCCUUCCAUUUAUUUAGCGGACCUGCUCUCAACUGGUUCAUGGCCAUGAGAUCAUCUGGUCGGUUGUUGAGUUGGUCCCACCUAGUGCAUGAACUUCGCAAGACUUUCGCUCAUCCCGAGCUAGACUCGAUGAUUAGAGCUAGACUCAGCCAACGCAGACAGCAGCGUAACGAAACGUUUCAGGAUUUUUUUUACGAAAUGGAGAGCCUGUUUCGUUCAAUGAUAAACCCCAUGAGUGACUGGGAGAAGUUAGAUUUGCUUAAAAGUAACCUGAGUGUCGAUUAUAAAAAAUCUCUUCUUUGGAAAACUAUAACUUGUCUUCCAGAGCUUAUUGAAGCCGGUCAUAAGAUUGACGCUUCAACCUUUUCGUUAUAUUCUAAAGUUUUUGGUACUGAAAAAAUGUCCCACGCUAUAUCAGAAGAAAAACCCGUUGAAAAUAUUCAUAGGGGUGGGAGCCAGAGGCAAGCAUUUAAAUUUCAAGAUCAAGCCAAAGUCUUUAAUAAGGUUAAGAAGGAUGAUUCAAAAAAGAAGGACCCUCCUCCCGAUAACGCCCAGCUUCCUAGAGAGAAGAACCAAGACCAGGCUAGGCAGUCGGCCGAAACUGAUCCUCGAGAAGGCUCUUCUAAGCCCACUAGAACUUUGGCAGCCCUACUUACCACUCAUCGUCCCCCAAGAAGCUAUGAAUGCCUAUAUUGUCACCAGCCAAACCAUGCAUUAGAACAGUGCAGAAACUAUCGAGGCCUGUUGUGUUUUGUUUGUGGCUUUAAAGGGUUUGAUACCCAAAAUUGUCCCUUCUGCCGAAAAAACGGUCUGCAGACGAUCGGACAUCGCCAGUCAUUUCCGAACAACGAGUAAAUCAAAACGAAAAUUCAGCUUCGAAAAUUGUUCGUUAGUUUUGGAAGGCAGCUGAAGAAAUUUUAUGGAGUUUUCGGUUUUAUCUUUUUUUAAAUGCCUGAUGAUAACAGUAUCUCUGAUACCAGCCUGUGAUUCUCAUACUUCUAAUUCCGCUACGUAAAACAACUUCAACCCCAGAUUUUAUUCACAAAAUAUUUGAGAAUGGUUUUAUGGCCCACAGAUGGCCCGUUAAGUAAAAUAUUGUCUUGGUGGUUUGUCUAAAAUGAAAAGAAAAUAUUAUUGCUGAACUUAUACACACCAUGCAAAGGAGUAGUUGUUAGUUCCCUACAGCGCUGUUACGAGAUUAGUAGUUAUUUAUUAUCCGGUAAAUCCUAAAUAUGUUAUCUUAAUUUUACCCGUGGGAAUCAGCAGUCAGCAGACAUAUUGCCUGAGAAGGAGCACGAACGUAUGACAUUUGACAUAGCGUUUGUCAAAGUAGGCAGUUGUUUUCGCCCUGUUCGUGUAACUCUGUUCGUAUAAAAAUGGGUAACACGUGAUGCUGUCUCACAACUCCUUGUUAGGUAGAGUUGUGAGCCGUAAUUAAAAUAGUGAUACACCGUUAUUGUAAAUUCCUCUAAAUAGGAAAUUACUAUUAAAAAAGGUGACACUUAACAUUUUAAAAUGUAGCACGCUACACCCGACGGUUUAAGUGAAUGAAACUGUAAGGGUGAUACUAAGCGUAUAUAGGAAAGCGUGUAUAACGACAAAGGCAGUCGAGCCUCUUCGUUUCUCUGGAAGUAGAAUAUGCUUCCAGAGCUAGAUUAUCAGUAGGUUUAGGUUAACGAAUACGUAUUCAAAUAAAUGAGACAUAGAGUGAAUGAAUGAAGUCUGAAUGAAAGUGGGCCCAAUUGACUGAGAUAAAAUGAUUGUAGUGAGUGUAAGUGUGGCUAGUUUAUAAUAGGAUAGGUAAAAAUAAGAUAUUAGUAGGAAGAAAUAGUAGGCGAGAUCGAGGAAGAUAAAAUGUUUCUCGAACCCUGAAUAUGAAUGGAUAGUAAUUAAGUGUUCCGACAGGCGAUGAGUCGACCAUGAAAGAUUUUCAAGGUGAGUUAACCGAGCUGCGUUUCCACGGAAGAUAUACGUAUAUUCCGAGCUAUGUCAGUAUCUGAAAUAAUAAAUUGGUCAGGGCUUGGUAAAAGUUGGACAAGAUACUUAAAAAUUCCUGAGUAGCUUACUCAGUAAUUUUUCCCUGACGGAGGGAUGAUUGUUACCGACGAUGUCGAAAAAAUUAUAUGAACUAUGUACAUAUGCAUGUUAUACGUUUGUUAGUUUUGUAAAAUAUUGCUGUUGUUUAAAUGUUUAUUUAUGUUCGUGUAGAUUAAAAUUAAAAGGCUCGAAAAUAUUAUUGUUUAGGAAUAAGUUAGAAAAUAAGGAAUCACCCUAAAAAUUUCAACCUUUCAAAUAGUCACCCAGCCCUAAAAAUAUUUGUCGAAGACUAUGCAUGAAGUCACAAAAAAAAAACAAUAUUGUACAGAGCAUAAAAAAGACGGCAAAGAACCGCAUUAAAAAUACCCAACCCUGGAAAAAAGAUAGCACUACUAACAACUCGGAGCAAUUUCAGUGCAAUGGACAGGCGAAUAUUCGCCCGAGCACUACUGUAUCCUGUUGAUGAUGAAGAGGGAGAGAGAAAGAGAGGUUUAGAGUAGGGCGAAGAAAGCCGAAGGAGGAGUUGGAAGUUGACCACGGCAGAGUGAGGAUCGUUGUUGCCUGCUCUGCUUGAAUGUCGAAACCGAAAUUAUAAGAAGUUGAAGAGUACACGAAACCGAUAAAAAACGCGACGUGAGUGUCACUAGAGACCGGUAGAACCGUUGAAUUUAAAAGGGAUCCGCAGGACCGCUGGUUUGCAAAAGGCGGUUCCCAACCCGAGGACGAUAAGCUCCACGUGCCGCGGGCUUCGAUUUGUGGGGCGUGAAAACCUUCAUCGCCACGUGGAACGGCAGCAGAAGGCGAUUGGAGCCGAGAGGAUUUCGGCCGGCAGUUGAACGUCGAAGGAAAAGGCGUACGAAAUUAGAAGAGUCAUCCUGUUCCUGGCGGAAGUGCUGGUGACCGGCGAGUCUAGCUAUCGUCGCGUCACACGUUUUCGACGGUGGGAAACGGACGUUCUGGAGGAGAAGGCCCGAAGAGGUCCGGUUGAGCCUGGCCCCCGCUCUUCGAGGCACGAACCGAUGGGUUUCCCCCUCGUCUACGAGCACGGUGGAUAGGGUGAAAGUUACGUUGUGCAACGAGGCGACGGCCAUUGUACAAUAGCGCUAUUCAUCACGGUAAAUCUGCUGCAGGUAUGUCAUCCCGGGUCACUCUCCCUCUCCCUCGCAUGCACGUUCCAGUCUUCAGUUUCUGACGGCCGCAACGUACCACUAUU